Messenger RNA from Symbiodinium sp. CCMP2456, 837 nucleotides. Lineage: Eukaryota; Dinophyceae; Suessiales; Symbiodiniaceae. The record is from the annotation of a GenBank genome assembly.
AUGGCAGAACACGAGCCCUUCUUGCUGCUAUCGGCCGAGGAGCUGCCUGGCACCCUGCAGCCUGAGCAAGUUCGCGUCACCUUCCAUCCGCAGAACGAUCGCAAGGCCCACAGCAGCGACAGCCGGAUCGAGGAGAUUUGGACUGAAGCCGUCACCAAGAAUUCGCGAAUCUACGAUGGCUCCAAGUUUCGGCUCCAGGGCGUUAGCUGGUCAAAGGGAGUCCUGCAAGUGGACCUCGGCCUCACCGGCUACAAGGAGUAUCUGGGGACCCAUGGCCGGCCCGUUGAGGAGCGCAGACAGCUCGAGGAGGAUGGGCUCCGAGACUUCGGGGACAAGGCCGCCCACUUCUCGCAGGCCCUGGGCUGUGAGGCCGUCUUGGCCACUGCAGACGGCCAGGCUGUGCUCCUGCGCCGCAGCGGUGCUGUGGGAACCAACUCGGGAUUGUACAAUGGGCCCAGUGGACACCCGGAGCCAAAGAAUGUGAGCGAAGCUCCCUCAGCCUCAGCUUCCUCCGCCGUUCAGCAGGAGCUCUUUAGGUCAGUUGUGGACGAGGCAGUGGCAGAGACCAACGUGCCCCGAGAAAGCCUGGCUGAGCCAGAGUUGAUGGGUUUCAUGGCAGAUUCGACGGGCAAGCCCGAUGUGCUCUUCCUGCUACGAACGUCCUUUACCUCUGAGGAGGUGCAGCUGGCAUACUCCAAGGGGGCUGAAGAAGCCUGGGAGUCUGAUCGUCUUACGUUUUGGCCGCUGGCGAAGUUGCGUGAGUGCAGCUUGCCCCUCACUGCUGUGACCCGAGCAGCCAUCGCUUGCCUUCAGCUCCAUUCGGCGAGAGGAGCCUAA